GAGAUGCAGGAGGAGUUUGUGGGCGACUUCCAGGUCGGGGAACGAGUCUGGGUGAACGGGAACAAGCCUGGAUUCAUCCAGUUCCUCGGGGAGACCCAGUUUGCCCCUGGUCAGUGGGCCGGGAUCGUCUUGGACGAGCCCAUCGGCAAGAACGACGGCUCGGUGGCGGGUGUGCGCUACUUCCAGUGCGAGCCGCUGAAGGGCAUCUUCACCCGGCCGUCCAAGCUGAGUAGGAGCUUGCAGGCCGACGAUGAGACCAACUGCCAGCAGCCAGCGCCUGCCGCCUGUGCCACACCGCCCCUGUCGGCCUCCCCGGCCCUUGCCGGCACCGCGAAGGUGCCCCAGUCCCCCGCGAAGGAGGCACCGGCCACCCCUCACAUCAGCAGCCUGACCAGGACGACCAGCGAGUCCAUCUCCAACCUCUCUGAGGCUGGCUCCCUCAAGAAAGGGGAGCGGGAGCUGAAGCUCGGGGACCAGGUGUUGGUGGGAGGCAUGGAGGCCGGUGUGGUGCGCUUCCUCGGGGAGACGGACUUCGCCAAGGGGGAUUGGUGCGGCGUAGAGCUGGACAAGCCACUGGGCAAGAACGAUGGUGCCGUGGCCGGAAGGAGGUACUUCCAGUGUCAGCCCAAGUAUGGCUUGUUUGCUCCCAUUCACAAAGUCACCAAGAUCGGCUUCCCGUCCACGACGCCGGCCCAGGGCAAGGUGGCCGCCGUGAGGCAUGUGAUGGCCACCACCCCCGCCAGCCUGAAGCGCAGCCCUUCGGCCUCCUCGUUCAGCUCCGUCAGCUCCGGGGCCUCAUUCGAGUGCAGCAGAUCCGGCCGCACGCGACUAUUGCCGGAAACCUCCUCCCGCUACGCCCACAAGAUCUCUGGCACCACCGCCCUCCAGGAGGCGCUGAAGGAGAAGCAGCAGCACAUUGAGAAGCUGCUGGCCGAGCGGGACCUAGAGCGGGCGGAGGUGGCCAAGGCCACGAGCCACAUGGGGGAGAUAGAGCAGGAGCUGGAAGCGACCGACUGGGAGAAGGUGGAGCUGCUGAACCAGCUGGAGGAGGAGAAGAGGAAAGUGGAAGACCUCCAGUUCCGAGUCGAGGAGGAGUCCAUCACCAAAGGCGACAAGCUGGAGACGGCCAUCGCCCCGCACCAACAGGCCAUGGGCGAGCCGAAGGCAUGCGUGAGCCAGGGCGUGGGCGCCGAGGCGGCCGAGCUGGCCGAGCUCAAGAUGCAGAUCGAGAGGCUACAGUUCGAGUACCAGCAGGAGGUGGAGAGCCUGAAGGCCCAGCAGGCGGCUGAGCGUGCAGCGCAAGCCUCCGAGCUACAGACGCUCAGGUCGCGGCUGUUCAGGACGGCCCAGGAGCAGAAGAACAGCCUGGAGGCCGCACGGGCCAAGCUUGAGCAGAUUGAGGACCAGCACCUGGUGGAGAUGGAGGACGCCCUGAACAAGCUGCAGGAGGCGGAGACGAAGGUAAAGCACGGGCCCCCGCCCACCCUGCCCCACCUGAGGGGCCAGACGCCGAGGCCGCCGUCCAGUCCUGCCGCCGCCGCCGCCCGGUCCCCCGGACAGACGCCUCUGGACUGA
Messenger RNA from Sorex fumeus (smoky shrew), 1575 nucleotides. Its product is annotated as CAP-Gly domain-containing linker protein 1-like. Gene Ontology annotation, biological process: positive regulation of microtubule polymerization; cytoplasmic microtubule organization. The record is from RefSeq and is a predicted model, not a curated record. Gene Ontology annotation, molecular function: microtubule plus-end binding. Gene Ontology annotation, cellular component: nucleus; cytoplasm; microtubule plus-end. NCBI's taxonomy places the organism in Eukaryota, Metazoa, Chordata, Mammalia, Eulipotyphla, Soricidae. The transcript is spliced from 8 exons. The annotation marks the transcript as partial.